AUGUCUCCAACGUCUUAUUCCUGGUAUGUCUCACAACAAGAAAUAAUGCUUAUUUUGAAGAAACAGCGACCAAGCUUUUAUCCAAGUUCAUUCUGUGGUCCAUGCGAAGUAUGUGGAAAACAAAAUUCCAAAUUGCUUUACAAACCCGACGUCUGCCGAUGCUCCACCAAUUGUCCCAACCGUCAACUUCAGCGAGGACGAAACAAAGCGUUCGUCGUCUACCAUGAGGAUAACCUUCGAGGAUUCGGACUCCGCGCCGCCAUAAAAGACAUCAAGAUUGGCGAGACAGUCACAAUUUCCUAUUGGGAGAAGGACAAACUGUAG
Caenorhabditis remanei is the source of this 324-nucleotide messenger RNA. RefSeq lists its product as uncharacterized. Lineage: Eukaryota; Metazoa; Nematoda; Chromadorea; Rhabditida; Rhabditidae. Bases 1 to 324 code for a protein of 107 amino acids. The transcript has 2 exons. The record is from RefSeq and is a predicted model, not a curated record.